UCUAAAGUUGCUCUGACACAUUGCACAUGGAAUGAUGCUAGGCGGGAGAGAAGGAAGGGAGGAAAGGAGAUCAAGGAGUCAGGCGGAGAAGGAAAAACACAUUUACAGAGCUUGUAAAGCUCACCUCUCACAAGUUGAAGGAAUGGGCAGCUUCCCAGCGGUCCUGCUCCUCUGCGUUUUCCACGCGCUCACAGCUGUAGUCCAAGCCCAGGAGACCGUGCCACCUGGAGAUAUCACAUUACCAUCUCACUGCAGGGAGGAGAUGUAUCCUUGCACCAGGAUGUACUCAGUUCACAGACCCAUCAAGACGUGUCUCGGCAGACUUUGUCUCUACAGCCUUCCACGCGUAUAUGUGAUCAAUAACGAGAUCUGCGUGCGGACGGUGUGCCAGCAAGACGAAUAUCUGAAAGCUGAACUGUGCAGGGAGUUGUCUGGGUGGCCCAAACGUAUUGCGAGGUCUUCUUCUGGGAAGCGCUGCCGCAGCCGUCGCAACAAGCCGAAGACCUGGGCAAACCAGGCCUGAUGUGCCCCAGAGAGGAGAUUUCAUCCAUCAGUGAGGAUGGUGCAUCAGGGGGGAAUAGCAAAACCAUAAAGACAGUACUCAGCAGAAGGAGAUCUCCUUCUUUUCAGUUAUGUCUUUAUUCAUGUAUCAACCUUUUUUUUGUCUGUGAAUACUGAUGUAAUGUUCCACUCAUGAGAGUUUUGGGACUUCCAUGGUUUAUGAUCCAUUUAAGGUACUGUAGUAAUGAGUUAUUUUAUGUUAGAUAGAAACAAAAAGUAAAACUUCACUGCAAACUUACUGACAUUCCAGUUUUGUGCACAUCAGUUUAAGCAAUAAAAUACAACAAAACUUGA
Xiphophorus couchianus (Monterrey platyfish) is the source of this 855-nucleotide messenger RNA. RefSeq names its product microfibril associated protein 5 (gene mfap5). NCBI's taxonomy places the organism in Eukaryota, Metazoa, Chordata, Actinopteri, Cyprinodontiformes, Poeciliidae. The record is from RefSeq and is a predicted model, not a curated record. Gene Ontology annotation, biological process: embryonic eye morphogenesis. The transcript is spliced from 7 exons. Gene Ontology annotation, cellular component: microfibril. The coding region runs from base 32 to 523 and encodes 163 amino acids.